UAUCCAGCACACAGGGCUGAGAGACGGAUAUGGAUCCGUAGCCCUCGCUGUUGUCCGUCUGUGUUUCGUUUCCCGGGUCUCUUGUUCUCUCGGAGCGCGCUCAUCGGGUCGUGCGCGUUUCAUCUGAAUGGGAGUUUAAACGCACGGCGGCGGGAAACAAUAGCGAGCUCGGUCCGGCGCAAAGGGAGCAAGCUGGAGACGCGGCGGGGAUGCACGGGCACAAUAGGAGCGACCAAACUCUUCUGCAUGUGGAAGACAGUGUUGCAAUAACAUUUUCCGUCAGACAAAUAAGCCUCGCAGCGGGAAGCCUGAAACUGAAGCAGUUUUUUUGUCAAGCACAUUUUAGCGUGUCCGCGGUGACAGGAUUCGCACCGGACAGGAUUUAGGCUUUUCUGGAUGUUGUGAACGCGCAGACACAAGCCACACAGGAAAAACUAAAGGAGAAUUUACUUGACUUGUCCGGCCAACUCACUACAUGACUUGAAGAUUAUUUUGCGCUAUUGUUUUUAUUAUUAUGUACUCAGCUGUUUCCCACGGUGGGUGAUACAACCUUAGAUGUGAAUUCAUUUGGAUUUGAUUACCAGAGAAUGUACUUGCUUGAUGGUAGGUAUCCGGAAAGGAUGGAGCGGGGUACGCCACAAAGGAAAACCGUUUACCGGAUCUCUUUGACAUUAGUGAAGAAGGAGAAUCUGCAGGACGGCGGAGGGUCGGUGCACCGGCGCCUCGAGAAUCCGAAAGUGAGCGCGUACCGGCGGGAGGGAUCCUGUGAGGUUCAGCGUACCUACCCGCUGGGUGAACUAAAAGAAGUGGAGGACGAAACGGACGAAUUUAACACGCAUUCAUACAUGAGGAAUUUUAGAACAUUUAGCACUGGACAUCUGGAGCUGGGGAGGUUUAAAAUAUCAAAGAGGGCACAGCCUUCACAGAAAAGCAGGGAAUUAAGUGAAACAUGCAUUUUGGCAGAACAAGUUCAGAAGGGCAGUGAAAAUAGGGCACCAAUGCACAAAAAUAAUGUGCAGGCACAGAAAAUAGCUGAAAAUGAUGUUAAACGUACAGAAAUCACAACUGCUGGUAAUGGGGAAAACACAUGCAUUGUGAAAAAAAUUCUCAAGACCUCCAGAAGCACAGAGGAACCAGUCUGUAUAUGGUCAGAUGAGACCCAGGCCUCAGAGGAAGCACAAGACUUGCAGAAGUGUGUCAGGACAGCCAAAGAGAGCUGCAUUUCCUCAUUGCUGGCUAAAGGCAAUGGGAAAUCGCCCAAGCCGGCACCUGAAACCCCACCAGCAAAGAGGCAUCCAAGCCUGCUGCGACGAAGUUUUAGCUUUCGCCACUGGACUGGUGGCGAGUUGAUUCGUAUACGGGCUCUCUCCAAGGAGAAACAUCACAGCAGCUCGGGCUGCAUUGGUCACGAUGGAGAACAAAACCAGGACCAGACCGGCAUGGUUCUGCAAAAUCCAGCUUUUGAGUCCGAGUCUGCUGAGAAGCACAACACGUUGGAUAUAACUGAGGUCCUCUGCAAAACGGACUCCAUGACGGAGCUGGGGCGCAAAGAUAGGGCCAAGGGCAAAAACCGCACACUGGACAACAGCGACCUGCUCAAGCUGACAGAGAAGUCUUUAGUGGAAAAAGAGGGUUUUAUCAGAGGGACAGGCUUUCGUUCUAGCGGACAGGAGCGUAAACUCAUUCGGUUUUUCAGUGGGAUUUUCUCAAAGCGAGACGGGACAUCCACACCGUUGAGCAGCCCCAGCAACCGGGCACUGCGAAAGAACGGCCUGCUCGGAUCUCAGCGGAGAUCUGAAACCGGCAUUUCACAGUCAAGCACGGAGAGCGUUAACGGAUGCCCACCAGACGAUGCAUUCGUCAACAGUCAAGAGUGGACACUCAGUCGCUCAGUACCAGAGCUCAAAGUGGGCAUUGUGGGUAACUUGGCGAGUGGGAAGUCUGCACUUGUGCACAGGUAUCUGACGGGGACGUAUGUGCAGGAAGAGAGUCCUGAAGCUGACGUGGAUGCAGGGGGACGCUUCAAAAAGGAGAUUGUAGUUGAUGGACAAAGUUACCUUCUCCUGAUCAGGGAUGAAGGGGGACCUCCGGAGGCUCAGUUUGCAUUGUGGGUGGAUGCGGUGAUUUUCGUCUUCAGUCUGGAGGAUGAGAUCAGCUUUCAGACUGUUUAUCAUUACUAUAGCCGUAUGGCCAACUACCGCAACACAGCAGAAGUGCCCCUGGUGCUAGUGGGAACUCAGGAUGCUAUUAGUGCAGCUAAUCCUCGUGUCAUCGAUGAUACACGUGCUCGAAAACUGUCCAAUGACCUCAAGAGGUGCACCUAUUAUGAGACCUGUGCCACCUAUGGCCUCAACGUGGAACGUGUCUUCCAGGACGUGGCUCAGAAAAUAGUUGCAAGUCGAAAGAAACAGCAACUCUCAAUUGGACCCUGUAAGUCACUACCCAACUCGCCAAGCCACUCUUCUGUUUGUGCAGCACCUGUGUCUGCAGUGCAUAUUAGCCAGACAAGUAACGGCGGAGGAAGUCUGAGUGAUUACUCAUCCUCCGUACCCUCCACUCCCAGUACCAGUCAGAAGGAACUUCGAAUUGAUGUGCCCCAAACUGCCAACACACCUACGCCCGUCCGCAAACAGUCCAAACGACGCUCCAACCUCUUUACGUCUCGAAAGGCAAGCGAACCAGACAGGGAGAAGAAAGGAAUGGAUGGUCGCGCAGACAGCAUUGGAAGUGGCCGCGCUAUCCCAAUUAAACAGGGCAUGUUGCUAAAAAGAAGCGGCAAGUCGCUGAACAAAGAAUGGAAGAAAAAAUAUGUCACACUUUGUGACAACGGAGUCCUCACCUAUCAUCCCAGUCUGCAUGAUUACAUGCAGAAUGUUCAUGGAAAAGAGAUUGACCUGCUUCGCACUACAGUAAAGGUUCCAGGGAAGAGGCCCCCGAGGGCCAUAUCCACGUGUGCGGCCCCCAGUCCCAAAACUAAUGGGCUGACGAAGGACAUGAGCAACAUGCAGCUUGGACAGACACCAGGCUCUGUGACCAGCAGUUCUUCUGUGUCUCAGAUGGCGAGCGGCAUCAGUCUGGUGUCGUUUAACAGUCGGCCCGAUGGGAUGCACCAGCGCUCGUAUUCAGUGUCCAGCGCUGACCAGUGGAGCGAAGCCACAGUUAUCGCCAACUCCGGAAUCAGCACAGAUACUGGUCUGGGAGAUUCCGUGUGCUCCAGUCCUAGUAUAUCCAGCACCACCAGUCCAAAGAUGGACCCGCCGCCGUCGCCGCAUGCCAACAGAAAAAAGCACAGGAGGAAGAAAAGUACCAGCAACUUCAAGGUGGAUGGCUUCUCUGGUACUGCUGAAGAACAAGAGGACAACUUUGAAUUCAUUAUCGUGUCUCUGACGGGACAGACAUGGAAUUUUGAGGCAACGUCUUAUGAAGAGCGAGACGCGUGGGUGCAGGCCAUUGAAAGCCAGAUUCUUGCGAGCCUGCAGUCCUGUGAGAGCAGCAAACAGAAGUCUCGUCUGAGCAGCCAAUCGGAAGCCAUUGCACUGCAAUCGGUCAGGAACAUGAGAGGAAAUACUCGUUGUGUGGACUGUGAAGCCCAGAACCCUGACUGGGCCAGUCUAAACCUGGGGGCUCUGAUAUGUAUAGAAUGUUCAGGCAUUCACCGUAACCUGGGGACACAUCUGUCCCGCGUCCGCUCUUUGGACCUGGACGAGUGGCCUCUGGAGCUCAUCAAGGUCAUGUCAGCUAUUGGAAAUGAGCUGGCCAAUAGCGUGUGGGAGGCCAAUGCUCAAGGACGCCUAAAGCCCGCCCCUGAUGCCAGCAGAGAGGAGCGCGAACGCUGGAUCAGGGCCAAGUACGAGCAGAAGUUGUUUUUGGCGUCGUUGACAUGCACAGAACUGACUCUGGGACAGCAAUUACUGCGGGCCACCGCCGAUGAAGACCUCCGAUUCGUGGUAAUUCUAUUGGCCCAUGGCUCCAGAGAUGAGGUCAACGAAUCAUGCGGCGAAGGUGAUGGCCGGACAGCCCUGCACCUGGCCUGCCGCAAGGGAAAUGUGGUGAUCACACAACUACUUGUAUGGUACGGGGUGGACAUCAUGGCGCGGGAUGCCCACGGCAACACAGCGCUGGCGUACGCGCGACAGGCUAACAGCCAGGAAUGCAUGGACGUCCUCCUCCAGUAUGGCUGUCCGGACGAGCGUUACCCACUUAUGGCCACGCCCAACCUUUCCCGCAGAAACAAUAAUCGCAAUAACAGCUGCAGCAGCAUUAACAACGUAGUUAUAUGAGACAUAGAACACAUUCAUACGCACCCACACAUGCACAUAUGCACACGCAUUUCAGGACAACACUCCUUCAACCUCACUUAACAUACGCCUUCCUAUGUACAUCAGAAUCAUAAGAAGAAUAUACCAGACUCAAGGGAAUGACUGAUGAUAAAAAAGAUGAUGAAGCAUGAGCAGAGCCACUGCGUUUGCACCCACAGCCCUUCUUGCCGCUUGUGAAACGGACAGCACCGUGACUUUGCAAACCCCAUUGUUUAAAAACUGGAUGGCGAGGGCUUGGCCAGUCACGUGGGUCACAUCGUCACCUGACUUUAUUUGAGGCCGGUGUCCAACAACUCCAGAGUCUGCUUUUUGACCGCGUCUGUUACUGCUAAGUACAUGAUGGGAGAUUAAUGUAUGGAUCAGUUAACCAAUGUUCAGGUGAUGCAUCGAUCCAAUGGGCACGUUUAUGAAGACAGGUAAUGAUGGGGACACUUACUCAAACACUGGGCUUAAAAUACUACCCAGAACUUCACUGUGUAUGUGGUCACACUGAUUUUCACUUAAAAACAUUGACAUCGGCCUUUCUGUCUGAAGAUUAUGCUUUCUCUCUCUCUUUCUACUUAAUCUCUCUAUUUCUUUCUCUCUCACACAAACACUUUUCUAAGUCAGUCAUUUAGGUCAUUAUGUUUACUUUGUUUUAUAUUUUUCUUUUUUUUUAAGAAAUGUGAAAAUCUGUUUGGUGAUGUUUGGAAAAUAGCCAGAAUCAUCAGCAUCUAUCUUUUUCUUUUAAACUUUCAGUAAAAACAUUGCAGAGUUGAGUUUAUUUUGUUGUUCCUUGCUGGACCAACAGGAGAUCCUUAAAGUUUUUCAGAAGUAAAGGGAAUCACAAUUUCAUUUCAGAGAUUGGAUGUAUUUUAUUUAUUUCGAUGUAUACCAGCUUGCCCAUCCGUGAUGUUCCUGAAUCCUAAAUGAAAGGUCAUCGGGCUGCUUCUGACAUUAUUACGUCAUCAUUUUAGGUCCAUGUGAAGUAUGCGGGCAUAGACGUGUGUUUGUGUGUGUUAGGAAUUCAUACUGAUUUUAAAUCUAUUAAUCAGGACUGAAUCUUUUGAUCCGCGCAUUUACUUUAUUAUCAAGCCAGUUUUAACCGUUAGGGUAUCAAAACCUUUCUAAGCACAGAAUAUCAAUGAUACAGUGACUGAACUCUUAUUUUGUAAUACGUGGCCGUUGCUUUCAAAGAGUGAUGUUUCUCUCUCAGGUUUUGUUACCUGUUGCUGUUCACACACUUUACACUUCACUCGAUUCUGUUUCUGAGUCCUGAUCCUCAUAUACAGCCUCAGUGAACAGAAGGGCUCUCUGGGUCUACAAUCUCUAUUUGUGUACAUACAUACUCUGCUUUUCACAUCCGACUACAUUUUUUGUCUGUUAAAAGCAUAUUAGUAGUAUUUAAAGACAACACUCCCACUAACAAAACCAUUAUUUUUUUUACCCAACCUCGCCUUCAAAUGCAGAUUAAGGUUUGUGAUAAAGUUGCAAGUGCUCCUGUUUUAGUCAAGUUCAAGUUCAUCCUCUGUGUCUUCAACAUUCACUUUCACAAUUAUUAAACAUUUUCUUCUUAAUCCUAAUUUUCUUCCUUUUUUAUCUUUAUUGUGCGUCAAUGAUAUGAGUAUUAAAGCAAUACGAAACCAAAUUUUAGCCAGGUAGACACGCAAGUAAUAAUUUCCCGCCACGUUCGUGCACAUCACCCUGGCGGACUGAGCUGCUGUUGUUAUUGAGAGACGUAAAGCCGAUGCAAGACUCAGGGGUCUCAGGGCGUAUAUCAUUACAAAAGAACCCAUUCAGGGUUCGAUAUUGGCGUACUCCAAAAUAUUUGUUUUUCCUCCCAUUGGUUUUAGAAAUAAUGUGAAGGUACUUGGCUUAGAGUUUGUGAUAUGUAAAGGUUUUAAAUGUGAGGCUUGUAAGGUUUUGCUUUACAAAUUACCUUGAAAGUUGAGUUGGUGUUUAGGAAUGUUGUGUGUGAAGACUCUUAAAUAGGCCGAGACCUUGCUGGAAAGCGGUGAGAGUUGGAUAUAUUUACUGUAGUAAAGGACAGGUCCCAUGAUAAGAGACAGACAGGUUUGGUGUAUAGUUGAUUUUCAGCUCGAAAAGUUGCAUAGUUUUUGCCUUGUAUAUAUCGUAGCCAGCCUUUAAAGGGCUUUACCACAAUAACCAUUAUUUAUGACUAAAUGCACUACAGAACACAGAUCUUGUAAAGAACCCACAAUAUAAUGUCCACUUAUUGUUUCUGUGGAAAGAGUUAAUUUUUUGUUUUGCAUGAACGGAUGUAAAUGUUUCCUUCCUGUGUAAAUGUCUUCGUCUUCAUAAAAUGACUGCAUCCUGACAGGUGACACAUAGCGAGUCUGCCAUUUUAAAGCCAAGUUUUUUUACAAACUUGAACCUCUCCCCUUUUCUUUGUAAUCUAACACUUUAAGCAGAACUGCUCUGUUUUUGUCAUGUAGUCCACAAGCCACUCGCAUGAAGGAGCAAAAGAGACACAUCUGACUACGGUAAUGCCGUGACGGCACCAAAGGAUCAAAUCCACCAUGUGCUCUAACAACACAUGACUUGUGGGAUUUAUCAGGACGUUCCAAGUUGCUUGAAUUCAUCCUUGUUUUACUCAAAUAUUCAUUCACCAGUCUUAGCUUUUGCGUUUUUGUAAAUAGAUGUAAAAAAUCAAGGAACACGUAGUAAUAUGUUUGUUUUGUUUACUUUGUUUGUGUUUGUUACCUCAUUUCAUCGACAGUAUCCUUGAUGCGUUCAAGACCGAGAGACCCGUUUAAUUAUUUAUGAAUGAAUAUGUUAAUCUGAAAGGGGAGGGGCUCUCUCACACUACUUGGGUUUUGUAUUUGUUCUUUCCUUCAGUCCAUUGGCAUCACGACUAUCUAUCAUUAUUAGAAUUAUCGGUGUUGUAUUUCUAAUUAUUAUUGUUAUUAUAUUAAGUUUGUGUCUGCUGUACAGUACUGUGUUGAAAAAUUAUACCUGAUGCAGAGUCUUAUACUGUAAUGUGUCUCUUUUCAAUAAAAAAUGCUUCUUAAUA
Molecule: messenger RNA, 7332 nt
Organism: Misgurnus anguillicaudatus (oriental weatherfish)
Lineage: Eukaryota; Metazoa; Chordata; Actinopteri; Cypriniformes; Cobitidae
Source: RefSeq, a predicted model, not a curated record